This is a messenger RNA of Centrocercus urophasianus (Greater sage-grouse), 656 nucleotides long. RefSeq lists its product as uncharacterized. Bases 15 to 656 code for a protein of 213 amino acids. Gene Ontology annotation, cellular component: extracellular region. Gene Ontology annotation, molecular function: cytokine activity. Lineage: Eukaryota; Metazoa; Chordata; Aves; Galliformes; Phasianidae. The record is from RefSeq and is a predicted model, not a curated record. Gene Ontology annotation, biological process: immune response. The transcript has 3 exons.
GGCGGCACCCGGACAUGCGGCACAACGCGCGGCCCCUGGGUGUGCUGGCAGCCGUGGCUAAGGGACUUCUCCUGCUCUGGACCGUGCCUGCACACAGCACUCAGCCCCCAUCCCCAAAGCAGACCCAGGCCUUGGUGAGGCACAUGGCCGAGGAUGCGCAGGAACUCUUCAAACUCUACGAGCAGGAGCAGCACCUGGCCCACAGCUUGUGCCGGGCCAACAGCUCGCUGGAGUGGCUGCGGGGGAAUUUGGGGCCACGGGUGAAGGAUCUACGGGCACUGCAUGGCACCAUGACUCGCAUGGAGCGGGAGCUGCAGGACAUCACCCUGCAUCAGAGCAACCUCCAUCCACCCGAUGCCGCCAUCCUGCACCGCCUCCGCGGCGCCCACAUGAAGGUGCGCGGGCUGCUGGCCCACCUGCAGGACACCAUGGAGGCCCGCGGCAUCGUCCCCUCCACCAUCCCUCCACCCCGGGGGCCGGCGGCCAGCAAGGUGUUCCAGCAGAAGCUGCGGGGUUGUCGCGUGCUGUGGAACUACGCCCGCUUCGUGGCCAAGCUCAGCGCCCGCAUGGAGCGCAUGGAGCGCACGCGGGCACGGCGCGAGGAGAGGGGCCGGCGGCGAGGCUGGCGACGGGGAUGGAGGACAACCAGACCCUAA